CCGCUCAAUUCAAUAUAUAUGGUUUAGCAUAUUACUUUGGUUUUGCUACCAUUCAUUGGAUUCUGUUAUGUCAUUUAUUUAUUAUACCAUAUGAUAUGGUUUUUAUUUAUAAUACUAUAUUCAUUUUUAUGGUUUUUAGGAUUCUUUAUUCACUUUUACUUCAAAAAUUGUUUUAUGGUUUGAUUGUAUAAUAGCCUUGAUUAUUCAAAUUUAAUAUUGGGUAAAUUACAUUAACUUCUCCUGAGGUUUACACUGACUUCUUUUUUUAGUAAGGCUAAAGGGACCGGAACUAAUGCAGAUGGUAUGAAGGCACAAGGGUAAAUAAGGAAAAAUAUACAUUUCAAUGUAAAAAAGAUGAUACUAUCAUUUUCCCAUCUCUAUGACUAAACGAAUUAUUGAUGAAAAAGGGAGUUAAGUGUUAUGUGAAUUUAAACUUUAUGGGAACCCAAUGUAAUUAUGCCAAAAUUGUGUGACUUGCUAUAUUUUCUCUAAAUCUAUGGGGAGGUUAGUGUAAUUUAUCAUUUAAUAUUUUAGAACUAUUUGGAAAAGUCCCCAUGGCACAGACUCUUCUUGCUCGUUGGUUGUGUUUUCAUUUUUUAUUUUCCUACUCCAUUUCUUGUUUUAUACAAAAAAAGUGCUUUUCUGUUUUCAUUUUCUAAGAAAUAAUUUGGAAACUUGGUUUUAUUUUUAGAAUCAUCCAAAAGAUGUAGCCUAUUUUUCUAAUCAGAACUCUGAAAAUAGAGUAAAAUGAAAACACGAGGCUACAUUUAUCGUAACUUUAUUCCCUCUAUGUAAAUUAGAGAGGGGUUUCGAUUGGACAUAGUUGGAUUUGGGCUAGGCUUAUUCUAUACAGAAAGAACAUGUGUCAUUUCAAGCCUAGCCUAACUCGACAUUAGGCCUAAUUUAACAAUCCCAAGCCUGUCCACUUAACUCAGUAUAUAUGAAUACUAAUUUUUUUCUGGGAUCUUGGAGCCUUAAAUGAGUUUGGCCCGUUUAAAAUUUAUUUUAAUUGAGGCUAUUAACAAAAUUCAAAUUAUAAAUGCUUUUUUGUAUUUUACACAAAUGUUUGAAUUUAAGCUUUUAAAAAAAUGUAAUUUUUCUUAUUUUUUAUAUUUUAUUACUUUAGUAUGUAACUAAAUAAUAAAAUUAAAAUUAAUCCUUUUAAUUUUUGGACCGGGCCGGGCCGGGGCAAAAAAUAAAUGAACUCAAAAUCUUGGUCUAGUCUAAUUUCAUGAAUUAAAAAAUAUAUUUUAAAUCUUAAAAAUAUCGAAUUGGGUUAGGUGGACCGCAAAGCCACCAGCCCUCAUGUCCACCCCUAAUUAUAAACCAACAAAAAUCCAUUUCUCACUUUUCCUUUGAAACCCCUCUUGAUUUCCUUACACUGGAAUCAAACGAAAGGCGGUGACAAUCACAGAUCGGGAAUCCUGCGGUUCAUAUCAGUUGAUUCCUUUACGAAGAAGGUUAUUUGGAUUGGAAUACUGAACUCCUGCUCCACUUAUGCAUGCUUUUCAGAGCAAGCACUCAAAACAUAAAUCUAGACAUGUUAGCUUAUGGUGUCUUAAUUGUAUAUGGUCUAAAAUCAGAAUGACCUAGAGAAAGGGAGUUGGUAUUUACUGAUGGUCUAGUCCUACUUUGUUUAGAUUUCAGUUCUUGCUACCUUACUAAGUUGGAGGAUUCAUACUCUGAUGCGAGAAAUGGGAAAAUUCAGACUUUCCAUGCACCCUUUGUUCUUAAAGUUCUAGGAACAAAUAUAAUAUCAUCCCACCGAACAAGUAGGAAUGCUACUCAAAACAUAAUAUUUCCUUGUAUCCUUGUAGAUGGCCAGAUGGGAUGAGAUUUUGUCGCUUCCUGUACAAAACCCUCCAACCUUGGAGUUCUCUGCUGUUGAUAUUGUGUGGACUAAGGUGGAAGGUUGGCGUGACAAUAUAGAUAGAGUUGCUCUGAUUCCCUUUGCUAGAGUGGAUGAUUUUGUGCGUGGUGAAUCCUCUAAUAAUGACUGCCCUACAAGAUUUCAUGUUGAAGCAAGGAGGCGUAGGCCUCCAGAGAUGCCUUACAAACCAAAGGUUGAUGGCAUUCUUGAGUAUAUCUUGUAUUGGUGUUCGUUUGGUCCAGAUGAUCACAGAAAGGGCGGCAUUGUUCGACCCAGCAGGAGUACUUAUGUCCCGAAAAAGAAACCUGCUGGUCGGCCAAAUACAAAGAGAGGGUGCACCUGUCACUUUAUUGUGAAACGCUUAAUUGCUGAGCCGUCAGUUGCACUUAUCAUAUAUAAUCAGGAUAAGCAUGUGGAUAAGAAAGGGUUGCCGUGCCAUGGUCCACAGGACAAGAAGGCUGCUGGAACUCGUGCUAUGUAUGCCCCAUAUAUCUCAGAGGAUCUCCGCCUCCGUGUCUUAUCUCUACUAUAUGUUGGGGUUUCUGUAGAAACCAUAAUGCAGAGACACAAUGAAUCAGUGGAAAGACAAGGGGGGCCAUGUAAUCGUGAUGACCUUUUAACUCACAGAUAUGUGCGGAGACAGGAGAGGAGCAUCAGGCGUUCUACAUAUGAAAUGGAUGCAGAUGAUGCAGUCAGCAUCAGCAUGUGGGUUGAAAGCCACCAGAAUAAUGUUUUUUUUUAUGAAGAUUACUCUGAUUCCGAUCCUUUUGUCUUGGGUAUUCAAACAGAGUGGCAAUUGCAACAAAUGAUACGGUUUGGAAAUCGUGGCCUUGUGGCUUCGGAUUCAAGGUUUGGAACAAAUAAAUUGAAGUAUCCCAUUCAUAGUCUUCUUGUGUUCAACUCAGACAACAAGGCCAUCCCAGUAGCAUGGAUAAUAGCACCAAGAUUUGCAUGUGGGGAUACCCAUAGAUGGAUGAGGGCUCUUUAUAACAGAGUUCACACAAAAGAUCCCAUGUGGAAGUUGGCUGGGUUCAUAGUGGAUGAUCCUUUGGCUGACAUCCUCACAAUCAGGGAAGUGUUUCAGUGCUCUGUAUUGAUAUCCUUUUGGCGGGUUCGUCAUGCAUGGCAUAAGAACUUAAUAAAGAGAUGUUCGGAGAUUGAGAUGCGUGCUGAGAUAUCAGGACGGCUUGGUCAGGCAGUGUACAGCGUCUGUAGAGGCAUUGGAACCAUGGAUUUGUUUGAUAAUUUUAUGGAAGAUUUCAUUGAUGGAGCAGAUUUCAUGGAUUAUUUCAAGGCGAUUUGGUAUCCUAGAAUAGGUUCAUGGACUACUAUCCUCAAAACUCUUCCGCUUGCAAGCCAAGAGACUUGUGCAGCUAUGGAAUUUUACCAUAACCAAAUGAAGCUUAGGUUGCUAAAUGAUAAUGAUUCUGGUGUUUAUCAACGUGCUGAUUGGUUGGUUGAUAAGUUGGGUACUAAAGUGCAUUCCUACUUCUGGCUUGAUGAGUAUUCAGGAAAAGAUGAUUUUGCACGAUAUUGGAAGGAUGAAUGGAUGAGUGGUUUAACAUCUUGGCGCAAAUCCUUGAAGAUUCCCGACUCUGAUGUUGUCAUGGUGGGUAAAUGUGCAAAAGUUGUUGACCAGGAAGAUCGAAAAAGAGCUCAUGUUGUAUUUAACCCAGGUACAGAGUUUGCAAUCUGUGAUUGCAGUUGGGCAGAAAUGGGCAACGUCUGUGAGCAUGUGUUCAAAAUUAUUAAGGUUUUUCGCAAUAAAGGGUUAAGUUUACCAUCUAUCAGCAUGUUUCAAUAUAACCAGGCUUUGAUUAAUAUGUUACACUGCCCACCCCAUGACUCUCUGAUUCGGGAUCAUGCUGUUUCUCUUGCUGUCUGGGUACAAAGUCAGUUAAACACACUGGUUGAUCAAGAGAGCGUACAGACCAUUGUGGAUCCUACUGAGCAACAAACCGUUGGGCUGCUUGCUGCUAAUCAAGAGAGAGAUAAGAUAAAUGAGAACCAUUGUACAAAUGAGAACAUCUCAUCUUGUGCAGAAAAUGGUUCUGCAAUUGGCCAGAAGGUUCCAGAGCGUAUCAUGGAUGAUUUGGGUGGUUCCUUGCUUGAUCAGGUAGCAAGUGAAAAUGGCAUUUGUAGUGAAAGAGACGGAGUAGAAGUUUCUUGUGCUGAGAUGGAAGUUGAUCCAGCAUCCCUCUGUACCCCCUCAUCAGGAUUAUUUUCUGUUGCCACAGAAAACGGAGAGAGAGUGUUGAUUGAUGCAGGCCCAGACAUAACUAAGAAUCUUCCAUCUACAGAUGAUUCAUUUACAAGUCUAAAUGGUUUUGAAGAUGAUAUCCUGGACAAAGAUUCUGGUGAAAUUGCUAUGGAUAUGGAGCCACAAUUUGUACCUACACUGGAGUUACAAGACCAGUGCACAAUGGUCAAUGAGAUUGGUGUUUACACAACUGACGACGAACCGUUAGCUGUUCCUCACCAAGUUCAUGUUGAACCCAAAAUUGACAAUACUGCUGGAUCCAUAUCCAUCCCUGUUGAUUCACAGCUACUCAAUGUGGUUGAAACUGCAGGUGAAAUUGAAGAGAAUAGAGGGACGGGCUUGCAAAAUGAGAAUGGAAGCACAAGUCAAAACUUAAACUCCACGAAUGAUGAUGUCCCAUUAGCAGGAUUUCAAAAUAGCAUGGCAGAAGGUUCCAGUCUUGGUCACAAUGCAAAGGAGGUGAAUUUUGCUUCAAAGAGUGACAAUACUUCUGCAGUGAUCUCUGACUCCAGUAAUCUACAGCUCGUUGAUAUGGUUGAAGCUGCAGGUGGAAUUGAAGAGAAUCGAGGGAUGUUCUUUCAAAAUGAUAGUAGAAUCACAAUUCAGAAUGUAAACCCCAUGGAUGAUGCUGUUGUCCCAUUAGCAGGAAUUCAAGAUAGCAUUGCAGAAGAUUCCAAUCUUGGUCAUGAUGCAAAGGAAGCAAAUUUCAACCCCGAAAUUUACAAUACUUUUGCAUCCACAUCAGUCUCUGCCUCUGUUGAUUCGCCUCUGGUCAAUACGGUUGAAGCUGCAGGUGGAACUGAAGAGAAUGGACAGAUGUGCGCGCAAAAUGAGAAUGGAAGCACUAGUCGGAUCCUACCCUCCAUGGAUGGUGACAUGCCAGUAAAAGAGUUUCAAGAUAGCAUGGCAGAAAAUUCCAAUCUUGAUCAUGAUACGAAGGGAGCUGGCAGUGUGAUGGCUGUGCGCCCAGAAUCAAAUCAAGACUUUUCAUCAAAGUCAAAUUCUAGUGAGUCACAUCCCCGUGUUGACCCCACCGCUCGUGAAACCUCUGCGGAGCUGUCUUCUAUUGAUGAACCUUUCGUUGUUAGAUGUGGGGCUCAAGAUCACGUUGAAGUGAUCAGCCAGCAGGAAACUGUUAACGAUGGCAAUGGUCCUGUGCCUGAGGAAACUGUUUCAGCAGAGUGUCUGCCUACCUCUCCUGUAAGGCAGGAGAAUCAGAAAGCUGCUGAUGUUGCAACUGGUGAUGGAUAAUAUUCUUGCUCUCUCUCCAUGUACAUACACGAUUACAUGUAGAUGGACUCAUUUGUAAUAUUAUCUCAAUUCAAACAAAAAGUGGUUUUUUGAAAUUCUACAUUAUCUUGUUAAGCCUUCUACAAUUUUGAAGGUAAGGUUUUUAAUGUUGUUGCAAUAUUAUAAUUGUUUCAAUCACUUCUGGCCCUUACAGGUGGAGACUAGGUUCCUUUUGCCUUGGCAGCUGAGCUGAUAAAUAGUACGGUUUUGAGCUUUUUGUAGUACCAAAAUUUGUUUCUAUCAGUUUCUUGGACAAAUAAAUGCUUGAAACAGGAUGAGUAUAAGAGAUGGGUCAAGUGAAGCAAGUGAUGAAGUUAAUAUAUAUUUUGUAUACUACCAUGAACAUUGAUUUGUCUUUGGGGAAAAGAAGGUUGUAGCAUUUAUGCAUACAUUAACCGAAGGCAUUUGGUGGUUGUUAUUCUACUGCUGUCUUGGUUAUUUGUUGUUUUAUAUUGUUCUUGGCAUACUUCCAUAUCCAUCCUACAAAAGCUUUUAAAGUAAUGACAGGCUUGUUUUGCAUCUGAAUCACCAUAUUUUGGAAUGAGAAAGAUUCAGUUAUUAAGAGAAAUAAGGAUUAUUUUUGGUCAUUUUUUAUUCGUAAAUUGUAAAUUAUUUGCAUCUCUAGGGAAGCAUGGCCAUUGCAGCUUGUUCAAUUUGGUACAACUAUGGCGGCUUCACUUCUUCAACAUUUCAGGAGGUACUGUUUGUUUAUGUGUCAUAUCGAUUGUUUGGACAUAUUAUAAGUGGAUCAAGUUCUUAUUUUGUUUUAUUUUUUUUGCCAGAGAAUUUCAUUACGAAAAUGAAAGGAUAUACGAUGGAGCUCAAUACAUGAAAGCAGGCAGCCUCUAAUAACUACAAGGGGCAACAAACUCUGACCAGGUACUCUUUGCACCCAAUUAAAAUCUGGCCAUAUCUAUUACACCUUAUAGUAAAAUAGUUGCAUACAGAUGUUUGGUGAAGUUGUUGAGUGUGGCUACUGUGAAUAUACAAGCUAAAAAAUAAAGAAGCUUAAACAUGUCCUGGAAAAUCCCCAAACAAUACUGUUGCAGUGUAACUGUCUGGGUUGGCUAAGAUGGUGAUCUCCUUGGUCAUUGGAUCAGUGGUGGUGGAUAAUCCAGUAUAAAUUUUUUUGGCUUUUCUUUUGCUGAAUUUUUUGUAUGCAUCAAUAACUAUAAUUGGAGUGCCACAAAUAAUUUGCAGUAUUUCACACAAACAUAUUUUCUUAACCUUUGUUGCUUGUCAUGUUUGUCAUGGAAUUGGUUCCCAAACACCUUCAUUAAUGAUGCUGUGUUUGGAUCUUGGAUUGGUGAAGGGAUUUGUUGAGGGAUUUCUCAUCCCUUUUCUUUUUCCUCCACAAAUCCAUGAUCCAAACACGGUAUAAAGACAACAUAAGUUUCUAUUUUAAGAACCGUCAGAAUGAUGAGAAUGAUUCUGUAAGGAAUGUUGAGAGGAGAUUCCCUGGAGCUUGUAUUCUGUUUGAUUAUUUGGAGAGCCUCAACAUUCCAUUGGGUGAUGUUGGGAUCAAGAAGGAUGCUCUCACUCUCAGUGUUAAACCCUCUAAAGCUCCUGGCCCUGAUGGGUUCCAGAGUUAAGACGGAUAUGGACAAAUGACACGACAUGGAUAUGACACGGACACACUAACAUGACAAUUUUCAAAAAAUACAGGAUACAUGUGGGGGACAUCUACAUAAAUAUAUGAUUUUAUAUAGUUAUUACAUGUCAUGUAUAUAAAUAUUUAUUGCAUGUUACAUAUUUGUUUGAAGUUAAUAAAAAUAUACAAAAGAACAUGAGUUUCUAAAGUUUAAAGGAGAAUUGAUUAAUAGGUAUAAAUUUACAUCAAUUUUCUUUUAUUGUUAGUUCCUAAUUUAUUUUGUUUGAACUUAUAAUGUGUUUCAUGAUUAGUCUAAGUGGACAUAUGUGGCCUCUUAAGUGUCCAAAACAAUGUCUAAGUAAAGAAUUAAAAUAAAAUAAUAGCUCACAAUUAGAUGCAUGUCGUCGGAAGUGUCUGAUGAAUGUUGGGAAGUGUUCAACACACGGACACCGCACCUUUUUAUGAGCGCCCAUAGCUUUUAGGUUCCAGUCCACUUUCUUACCACAGAUCCCGGGGUGUGGUUGUGUAAUUACUAAUGAGUUGUUUCAAUAAUGGUGUUAUACUGUUAAUCCCGAAGAGAUCAAAAAGACUUCUAUUGCUUUUAUUUCCAAAAUUGAAAAUCUGGAUACUAUUUCUGGAGUUAGACCUAAUGUUCAUUCUAAAAUCUUAACUAAAAUAAUUGUCAAUAAAAUUAGACCUUUAAUGGACAAAGCUUAUCUCCCCCUCCAGAGUAGUUUUACCCCAGAGAUUCUCCUCUCUAUAAGGUAUUGAAGAUAUUUGAUGAAAAUAUAAGAAACUUUCUAAUAAAAGAAAAAUAUAGAUAAAUAUCAAAAUUGAUAGACCACGCCAAAAAAACAUAACUGUAUUAAAGUGAAUCCAACAACCCAUCAUUUACCUGAAGUAAAGUAAAGCACCAAGCCUAUGGGAUGAAAAUGAAUAGAUACACUUAAUUAUUACGAUGAAUUAUAUUUGUUCGAUUGAAAGUAAGGAGGGAGAUGCUGACAUGAUCUUUUCUGGAUGCAUUUGGAAUGCCAAUGCUGAUCUUGGUAACAUAUCACAGCUUCCUCUUGUACCACCAUAUUUUGGUUUGGAAGGAUGUUGAAAAGGGAGACAAUGAGAAACCAGUGACCUUGGUCAGCUCCUUCAACAACUUCUCAACUGUUAUGUUUGAUCACAUCAACCCACGCAGACAGUCCAAUGGUUAAAGGGGCGAACUCUGGAGCGAAUCGUAAACUCUGACAUCUUAACUUUUGCUGGUGUUUGUGUGAUUUAUAGGGUUUACCUUGCAGCUAAGUAGUGAUGUAUGGAGCACAAAGGACAAAGGUUCAUUUCAUGUGAAUUGAGGAAAAAGUUAACCAAACCUCUUCUAGUGUUCUUAGCUACAAAUUGGACAGAUGGUUAUGAUUGUUAUUGCUAUGUAUUCUCUGUUCUAAAACCCAUUUUCUGUGAUCUAAAUUUGACAGAUUGCCUCUUCUCUCUCUUAGGGUAAGAUUGGUGCCUCAUGGAUUGACAUAGAAACAUGGAUUGACAUAUAAAAUAGCUCACUGUAAGUUCCAUUCUUCCUAUGACACUAGUUAUUUCAACCGUAACAUUCUUUUUCUUCAACAAAAGUGUUUGCUCAGAAUAUUCUAUUAACAACUCUCUAAUGUUCUGUAAUCUGUAAUAUAUGAAUAUCUGCAAUUGAUAAUGAGAUUUGGAUUGCUACCAUCUAUUUGUUUAAGAACCUCUUGCUAUGUCACAAUCCAGAAGGGCUAAACAUUUUAAGUCACUGAACAUCAGGCUUAUGUGAUUUUUGACAUGGUAUACACGUUUGUUUAGGCUAUUGAGAAAGGGUAGAGAAUGAUUUUUUUAAAUUGAUCACUCAUAUUAUAUAUAUAUAUCAUGAUAAUCUUUUUGUCCUCGUGUAGAGUACUUAUGUGAUGCAACAUAUACAUAUAUUGGUGGCUUUAUGAUGACCCUUUAUUCUAGUGUAAUAUGUUGGUUGUCUCAAUUUUGAAAAGGAUGUCGUCCUAGAACAAAAGCGGAGAGAUUCAACCAAGCACAUGCUAAGUUAAGAAAUGUGAUCUAACAUGCUUUUGGCGUAUUAAGGCUCGUUUUUAAUAAUAAAGAAGAUGUUGCCUUAUCCUUCUAGUACACAAAAAAAGAUUGUUAUUGCUUGUAUUAGCGUACACAAUUAUCUUACGAAAACCUUAGAUGCGUUUUUUGAUCGAUUUAAUGAUAUGAAUAUUUCUUAUGGUGACCUCCAACAUGAGAAUAAUUUAAAAAGCGUAAGAGUAGGUGUUGGGAUUAUUUUGUCUAUUUGAUAAAACAAUAAUUAAUGAUUUAUCUUGAUAUUGAGAGCUGUACGGUUGAACAGUGUUUUUAGUGCUAAUGCAUUGUUUUGUAGCAAUGUUCUUGGGAGUUAAACAGUCUGCACAGGCCAGCUUGGGAAAUCAAAAGGCAAAGGAGUGUCUUUGUUUUUCUUUUCAGACACAUAGCUAUCAGAGCUGGUAAUUGGGAGAUGGAGAUGGGGUGUUGGCUGGAGAAGAUAAAUGAAGAAUAUUAGAUAUUCUUUGUAACUAACUUCUAAAUUAUAUAUUCUGAUGUGAUGGGACUUGGUUUGAUAGUGGGCACAGUGCAUGUAAGGGGAAGGGUAAUACACAAUUGGGUUUGUGUGUGAUAACAAUGUGUAUUUUUGUGGGGUAAUUUUAUUAAUAUAAUUACAAAAAAAUUUAGUACACA
Molecule: messenger RNA, 9732 nt
Organism: Camellia sinensis
Lineage: Eukaryota; Viridiplantae; Streptophyta; Magnoliopsida; Ericales; Theaceae
Source: RefSeq, a predicted model, not a curated record